Messenger RNA from Porites lobata, 4846 nucleotides. NCBI's taxonomy places the organism in Eukaryota, Metazoa, Cnidaria, Anthozoa, Scleractinia, Poritidae. The record is from the annotation of a GenBank genome assembly.
UUUAGGCCGCUUCAUCCAGCUACAAAAUGGGCUCAGCGAAAAGACAGAUUAAUGCUCACGAUAGAAUUGUCCGAUUGUCAAAAACCGGAUAUUUCUAUUACUUCAACACAUCUUCAUUUCAGGUAAGGGGUGAUGUUUUUUUCGUUCGUUCCACAAAUUUCUAACCGUCUUUGCAGAAUUCAUGUAGAUUUCAGUGACACUCUGAUUACAUGUACAUUUUUGCGAAUUCGGUGGUAGCAAUACCAAAGAGAUUAAGCUUUUAACAUAAAGCCUUCCAGUACCUUGGAAAAUUUGUGCUAUUUCUCUGAGCAGGCGUAUUCUUUUCUUUUCUUUAAUAUAUUUUUAAACAUCGCAGUGCGAAAGGAGGAAAGGAACAGAAAAUUUAUUCGUUGGAGUUGGAAUUCCAUAAAGACGUCGUCCCCGAGGUAAGCCAAAAAUGUAAUUCCGGGUGUACAGUAUAAAAUAGUUGUACAAGUAUAAAAGCUUACAUGUUUCACUUUUUCGGUGUGCUUUGUAAGUUUGUGGAUGGUUUGGCCACUUUGCGACUCUAGGAUUAAGAUUAUUGAUACUUGAUUGAACAUCAGUGAUGGACAACCCUGUUGUGUUUGGUUCAGAGAGUGACAGCUUUAUUUGUCAGGGCCAUCCUUGCUGUGGAUAUGCAGUUAAUAGGCGGGCAUUGAACAGCCAGGAAGUUAUUUUGGUUCUGUUUUCCUUUUGUUUCUAUGAAAGUGGUUGGGGUUCAUGCUCAAAAACAGCCUUUCAUGAAAAACGGCCUUUCAUGAUGUGGCUGAUGGUUUCCCCAUAAAAUGACGUCUGAGAAAAGAGCACAAAAGACACAUCACGUCACAGAUCUGGGUAGUUAUGUGUCAUCAGUAUGGAAUAUAUUUCUCAAAGACUAAUGGAUGCCACUACAGCUCCAGGGGGGCCAGGUGAUGGGUACUCCCAUAUAUGAGCCUGAUAAGUAUGUCCUGCCCGAUAGGGUGUGGUUUUUUAGGGUCUCCUUCCCUAAGUAAGGUAUCAUUUUUGCCCUUGUUGGCAUUGUGUUUCCGGUGCCGGUGUGAUCCUUAGAUAGGGUACCAUUAGUAUAUCAGCUAAAAUCCAGGCGUGGAAAUACCCAGCUACAUGAGAAACAAAUCAUCUGUUAAAACUGAACUUUACCAUAAAUUAUGCUGUGUGUUUUCCGUUGAAUUCUUAGCUUUUGUUUUUUCCUUUAAUUAGGUAUCACUUUUCAGGUUUGGGCCUUAAAUAGGGUAUCAGAUCAGGGUUUAGGUUUAAGACCCUGGGUGGCACACACCUAUCCAAAAUUCAUGGGAAAACCCAUCCUCCUACCCCUCCAGGACUUUAGCACAGUUCAUAUAAAGACGAUGACUCGAAAUCGUGGCAGCCAAGGUGCCCACUAAGGUAUGAUCAGGUAUGUCCUGGCAGCACUCAGUGGUCUCUAUGUUUGCCUUUUGGCAACAAGAAAAACAAAAAUUUGGUUUGAAAAAGAUUAAUUUUUAUCCUGGGCUCCACGGAUUUCUUUGGUUGAUAAGUUGACAACAACAACAGCCUUUCUUUACUUCACAUAAUAUGUGGGAUACUACUGGCCCACAAAGUGGCAGAAACACUAAUCAAGGUGCGUCUCCAUACUGUGGACUCCAUACAGUUUUAGAGUAUGCAGCCUAAAUGAAUUCCCAUAUGAAGAGCUGAAUUUGUGGUUAUUUCCCUAUUGUUAGGAGUCUAAGAAGCACGUCACAGCAAGAGAAAUUUCUUUGAACAUAAAGAAGAAAGAGGAAGGACCUUAUUGGCCAAGACUACUCAAAGACCCAAAGAAGGUAUCCUAGAAUGAAGAUGAUGUGAACUGUGGAAAUAAAAAUUUAAAUGAAGCUAUGAUCGUCCAAGUGGUAAUUGCAUUUUGCAAAUUAACCUGAAAACAUUUUGAAACUUCAAUGGGAUUUAAACCCAUGGCCUCUGCAUUAGUGCUGCAGUGCUCUACCAACUUUGUUAUGAAGACCCAUACAUUGGGAGCAAGCCAAUUUCUUGAGUUCAAUUUUGGUUUAACUAUUGCUUGAAUUUCAGUUAUCACUGUGACGAUCAUACAGUGAAACCUGUAUUAAGUGGACACCCUCGGGGAAUGCUGUAGUGUCCGCUUAAUACAGGGUGUCCGCCUAAUACAGGUUUUGAUAGUUAACGUCAUAUGAGGUGUCAAAUGCCAUUCAAAUGAACAGUAGAAACGUUUAGAAUACUCCCAGAGACUCUGACGAUAUACGUUUGCAUUAAUUUCUUUAUCAAAGUGAACAAAUUGAUCAUAGUACCAUAAACAUAGAUUGCAACUCAAAUUUGAAGAAAUCAGAUAAGUGAAAAAAGCUUUAUACAAACAAAACGAAAUGGAAAACAAUACAGUACAGUGAAACUAAUCAAAUAAGUUCGUCAAGCAAGUUUUUAAAUGUAAAAAUCGAAAAAUUUGUGGGUGGCAAUUGGAGGCAAUCUUUCACAUUUCUGGUGUCUGGCAUGUUAGGUGAUGGAAUUUAAUUACAAGUGUCCGUUUAAUACAGGUUGGCAACAAUAGAAAUGACCAUUUCAGGGACUUUUUAGGUGUCCAUGUCCGCUUAAUAGAGGUGUCCGCUUAAUAAAGGUUUCAUUUGAAGUAAAUAAGGGAAACAAAUUUUGGGACUUCGGCUACUGUCCGCUUAAUAGAGGGUGUCUGCUUAAUACGGUGUCCGCUUAAUACAGGUUUCACUGUAUUUCCAUUUAAAUUAGGGUUUAUCCUGUUCAUAAUUAUACCUUUCCAUUAUUCUUUCACUGGAAUUAUGCAAUAAAGUUCAAGCAUAAACAAAAAGAAAACAAUAUUGUUUUCUUUUUGUUUUUUGUUUUUUCUUUUUUAUUGAAUGAAAAGUACUAAUUAGUUGACAAAAUUAGAAAAGUAAAAAACAUGGUAUCACUUUGCAUUCUCCUUUGUUGCUGAAAAUGUGUGAAACACAAUCCUUUGAUUUAUGAUCGAUUCCAGUAAUGUACUUGUCGCUUUUCUUGCAGCCUAGUUUCCUUCAUACAGAUUUCAACAGAUGGAGGGAUGAAGAUGACUCUGAAGAAGAGGACACAGCAAUAGAUGAUAACUUUGAAGCUGUAAGUAAAGUGAUUUUACUAGCUCUCUUAAAGUAACAAUUUUCUUUAUCUUUUGAACUCUUUUCACUCAAAGAAUAUUUUUCUUUAUAAGUGCACCAGGAAGCUUGCAAUAAUUCUGUCCUCAACCUGCUUUUUAGUAAAGUUUUAAAUUUUUAACCGAGUUAAAAGCAUGUUAGUUAAGUAUCAAACAAGUUUUGAACUGUAAAUAUGACAAUCUUGACUUUCAAGUUAUUCAUUUACACUGUAGGUUUUGCUAAUAAAAUUUCCCUUCUUUGACUUUGGGCAAGGCUAUAAAAAAAAGCUGUCUCCGUUACUUUGCAGCUCAAUCAUUACUUAUCAAUCUUAUACAGUGGAACCCAUUUUAAUGAACCCCACUCUAACAAAGACCCCAUUGUAAUGAAAAAUAUCUGAAAGCAGCAGAAUUACAGUAAAAUAUGUGGAAACAAACCCCGCCAUAACAAAUAAAUUUUGACGGUCCCAAAGCACAAUAUUUACCCCGCUGUAACAAAUGUUUUGUCGGGUCGCUCACAGCUGUCAGUAAAAACCACAGAUAUGAGUAGAAAUCACAGCUUGCUUUAAUUUAUAGUGUUUUUGAAUUUGAUGUCUUGGUUGUCAUUGCUUUACACUUACAGUUUACAGUAUGAAAUGAAUAAAAAUAAUGUUUUCUACGUGCAGUAUUGAAUUUUUGGUAAUUGUUUUUUAUUAAAUCACCCCACAAUAAUGAAUAUAGUGUGGAGAGUUUAUUCCUGGAUAUUGCGGCGUAUAGGGUUUAAGUAGUAAAAAAAAAAUUGUUAAAACAUUUUUGCUUUUACUUUUAAAGAUGAUGAAUCAAAUGGGUGCAGCUGGUGGACAGGUGUGUACACUGAGAUAAACAUGCUGUAUGGCAGACCUGGGUUACAGAUAAUUUUGACGUUAUCUACCACUAAGCAGUGCAUAUGUUGCCCGGUUUUAGGUUUGCUUUUCUGUAUUUUUCAUUAGUACAGGGAUCAACGUGCUAGGAUUCUAGGUCACUCUUGAUGUCUUACAAACUUUUUAACAUGCUGUCUAUAAAACACUUAUAUACUCUAGACGCUCAACUAACAUAAUAGAAACUCGUUGUUGAACUUUGUACAUGUAUAACCAUUAUAAGAGUGUACUAAUGUACCAACAUAAACGUACUUAUGCACAAUAAGAGCGUUCUUACGUACCAACGUACGAACAAGGUACCAAGUACUACUACCACCAUACAAGAGAACUUACGUACCAAUGCUUAAGAAAAAGGUACAAAAAAGUAUUACCAUUAUUCAAGUGUAUGAUGAUAGUGAUGAUGAUGAUGAUGAUGAUGAUGAUGUUGAUAAUGACAUUGAUGUUGGCAGGGGCGAUAACCACGAUGUUGAUGAUGAUGAUGGUGAUAGUGAUAUUGAUGUUGGCAGGGGUGAUAACAACGAUGUUGAUGAUGGUGAUGGUGAUAAUGAUAUUGAUGUUGGCAGGGGUGAUGACAACGAUGUUGAUGAUGGUGAUAAUGACAUUGAUGUUGGUAGGGGUGAUGACAACGAUGUUGAUGGUGACAGCCAAUGGCUAGAGGGACAUUUUUAGACAAUUUUUGUGUGAAUUAUUCAGCCUACUCAUGUCAUGACUCUCAAGUUCAAACCAUUAUAAAACUAACUUGUUCAUUGCUUUUUUACAGAGUUUUGACCCAGGAGAUGCUGGUGAAUCAGAUGACAGCGAUGAUGAUGGUAAAAUUCUGUCAUCUCCUUUCCUUUAA